AGAUGAAUUCAUCUGAUAAAACUAUUCCACGAGAGAAGUUUCGUUGCUGUUUUUGCUGUCAUGUUCGCACUGGAACAAUAAUUUUAGGAACAUGGCAUUUGUUACUUCAUAUCCUGGCACUUCGUUUGUUAUUUGGUAUUAUGUUUCAUCCAAAAGCAAUCUCUUGUCAAAUCUCAUCUACUAGUAUUUCUGAUUGUAGCACUGCUUUACCUGAUUUGAGAAAACCUUCAUUUGACUAUGUUUUCACAUCAGAUAUUUAUAGUUCUGAAUUACGUGGAUUGAUUGGUGGAAUUAAUUUGAUAGUGGAAGGUGUUGAAGGGAUUGUUAUAACAACAUGUACUGGAGCACUAACUGUUCUUUUGUUGUUAGGAGUUAUAAAAGUGCCUGAUGUGCAAGACAUGAUUCAAAAUGCACCAUGCUUACCUUUUCGAAAGCUAUUGCUUUGCAUGGAUCCACAAUGGUUAUUGGCUCUUAUGAUGAUUAUAGUUAUCUUAUGUAUGAUGCUAAAGGUAUGUACUACUUCAUUAGCAAAAAUUUUAAUUAAAAUUACAUUUGAGUCUAGAAGUUAUAUUUGAUAUUUAAUAUUUAAAUGUAAUAUUUUU
This is a messenger RNA of Centruroides sculpturatus (bark scorpion), 602 nucleotides long. Its product is annotated as lysosomal-associated transmembrane protein 4A-like. The record is from RefSeq and is a predicted model, not a curated record. Gene Ontology annotation, cellular component: lysosomal membrane. The transcript has 4 exons. The annotation marks the transcript as partial. Lineage: Eukaryota; Metazoa; Arthropoda; Arachnida; Scorpiones; Buthidae.